AUGUCUGCUCCUAUGCGCAACCCGAUGGAUUCCAUGACGUCCACCUGGCGUUCGUGGGAUCGCUCACGCUGGAAUGCGGGUCACUGGCUGAUCGAGAUCCUGGAUGUUCAUCCCCUCUCCUCAGAUAAAGAGGUCCCAGUUCAUCAGAAGACAGACAAAGUCCCCCAUGUACCCGAGAUACAGUUCCACAUUUGGAUCCUAGCCCACGCAGCCAUCCCGCUCAUUCUUCACGAACUCUAUAUCAACUACAUCGGCCGACCAUCGGGUGUGCUGGUGUUUCUCUUCUAUAGUCUAGCCCUGAAGUUCACGGCCGUGCACGAGAUCCACAUUUUCCGCCGAAUCGGCGAGAAGACUGGAUACUUCGACGGUGACAAACAUGCUCGAGAUGGUGUACCUGAUGUGGGAGUGAGGAAGACGGCGCAAUCUCUCGUAUCAGUCAUCACGUUCAGACCAAUGUAUUCGAUUAUCGUCGCCUAUCGAGCAAGUGAAGCCCCAUCAUCCAUUCGAUGGGGAUGGUUAAUCUUUGAAUCCGGCAUAUACCCCCUCAUGAUCGACUUUUGGUACUAUAUCUUCCACCGAUGUGCGCACGAAUCUGAGUACCUGUGGAGGUUUCACCGAACCCACCAUCUAACCAAGCACCCGAACCCACUCCUGACUGCCUACGCGGAUAUGGUUCAGGAGUUCUUCGAUAUUAUCGCCACACCUCUUCUCGCGUACGGGUCAAUGAAGCUGAUGGGCUUUCCGAUGGGCUUCUACGAAUGGUGGAUCUGUCAGGCGUAUGUGGUGUUCACUGAAGUUAUGGGGCAUAGCGGCUUGCGCAUGAUGGGCCCUGCUGUGAGUCCGUGGGGCUGGCUGCUGAAGCUUUUCGAUAUGCAGCUUGUAAUUGAGGAUCAUGAUCUUCAUCAUCGCAAAGGUUGGAAGAACAGUCAUAACUAUGGUAAACAGACUCUAGUAUGGGAUCGGCUAUUUAACACGUCUAUCCCUCGUAUAGAAGGGCACAAAGACAAUAUUGAUUAUGUCAAUGUAACAGAGAUUCCCUUGUUUUAA
Molecule: messenger RNA, 1047 nt
Organism: Penicillium angulare
Lineage: Eukaryota; Fungi; Ascomycota; Eurotiomycetes; Eurotiales; Aspergillaceae
Product: sterol desaturase family protein
Exons: 1
Coding region: 1-1047 (348 amino acids)
Biological process (GO): ergosterol biosynthetic process
Molecular function (GO): iron ion binding; C-4 methylsterol oxidase activity
Source: RefSeq, a predicted model, not a curated record